AUGAAGAAGUCAGCUCUUGUUAUUGUCUUCUUCUUUUUCUUUUUGUCUAGUAACCAAGCCCAUGCAGCAUAUUUUUCACUCCCAAACCUAAACCACCAUGAAAUACCCAUCCAUGUACCACAACCCGAAAGCAUUGCUUUCGACUGCAAUGGCGCACCCUACGUGGGUGUGGCUGAUGGCAGGAUAUUCAAGUGGCUGGGACGCCCAUUUGGGUGGACAGAAUUCACAGUCACCGCACCCAAUAGGCCGAGAGAAGUAUGUGAUCUCUCAACGAGCAAAGGCAGCGAACCGAUAUGCGGGAGGCCACUUGGUUUAAAAUUUGACCUCAACACAUGCGAACUGUAUAUUGCAGAUGCCUAUUUCGGGCUUCUAAAGACAGGUCCAAAUGGUGGAGUAGCUCAAACACUUGCAACAUCUGCUGAAGGAUUCCCUUUCCGUUUCUUAAAUGGUGUGGACGUUGAUCAAGAAACUGGAAUGGUUUACUUUACAGACACCAGUGCUAUUUAUCAAAGAAGGAACUGGGAAUUGUCAGUCAGCACAGGUGAUAAAACUGGAAGGUUAAUGCUAUAUGAUCCAUCGACAAAGAAUGUGACGGUGUUGCUUCAUGGCUUGGCUUUUGCAAACGGGGUGGCACUAAGUAAGGAUGGUGAUUUUGUUCUAGUGACCCAAACCACUGCAAAGAACAUUUUGAGGUAUUGGCUUCGAGGGCCUAGAGCCAACACUGUUGAUACUUUUUUCAACCUCCAAGGAGCCCCAGACAACAUCAACAGAAAUCUAAAUGGAGAAUUUUGGGUUGCUGAAAACAGUGCUGGAAGAGGUAAAGCGGUGAAGCUUGAUGCCCAAGGAAAUUUUCUGGAUGUUGUAGAUGGACUCAACCCUGUGAGUCAUGUUGAGCAGCGUCAUGGAAACCUUUGGAUAGGAUCUGUUGUUAAUAACUUUGUUGGGGUCAUUCUUAAUUUUGUUUGA
Messenger RNA from Fragaria vesca subsp. vesca, 966 nucleotides. Its product is annotated as strictosidine synthase-like. The coding region runs from base 1 to 966 and encodes 321 amino acids. The record is from RefSeq and is a predicted model, not a curated record. Gene Ontology annotation, molecular function: strictosidine synthase activity. The transcript has a single exon. Lineage: Eukaryota; Viridiplantae; Streptophyta; Magnoliopsida; Rosales; Rosaceae. Gene Ontology annotation, biological process: biosynthetic process.